AUGUGUGCAAGAAAACUCAAUUUUGCGGCUGUUGAUAAACAUAAUCUUCUGAUUUUACAUAGAUAUGGUCUUAUUCUCAAACAGAAAAAUCCACAAGCGAAGAAUAUUAAAGAUAUCUUCUUAGACUCUGUACUCAAAUAUCAUUACAAUUGGAGCGCUUGGUUAGAGUUGGCUAACUGCAUAACAAAUAAAGAUAUGAUGGAAGAUAUACUGGUGUUACUUCCAGAUACUUUUAUGUCAAGAUUUUUUAAAAUUUAUUUAUCUGUAGAAUUAUUGGAAUCUUCCAAAUGUUUUGAAUUAAUUAAUGAAGUUCAACAUAAAUUUGCAGAAAAUAAAUUUUUACAGACACAAACAGCAAUUACAUAUUACAAUAAUAGGGAUUAUUUGGCAGCAGAGUCUGUAUUUGAAGAUAUAAUUAAAUCCGAUCCAUAUAGAUUAGAUGACA
Molecule: messenger RNA, 445 nt
Organism: Racocetra persica
Lineage: Eukaryota; Fungi; Glomeromycota; Glomeromycetes; Diversisporales; Gigasporaceae
Source: the annotation of a GenBank genome assembly